Messenger RNA from Cuscuta campestris, 1563 nucleotides. NCBI's taxonomy places the organism in Eukaryota, Viridiplantae, Streptophyta, Magnoliopsida, Solanales, Convolvulaceae. The record is from the annotation of a GenBank genome assembly.
CUGUAGACCGUAGAAUCAGUUGCAUUUCCAAUUUUACCACGGGGCGGCCAACGUGGAGACCCCGCAACGCGGCUCAACGUCAACGAAUGAAAACCACCGCCACCGGCGGCCAUAUCUAAAUCUAUAUAUCUUCCUUUACCCUCUCACUCCUUUCACCGGCGGAUUCCCCACCGUCCAUCUCCGGGAGGAAUCCUUAAACCCCAAUACAAUUAUUCCAAAUCAAAUACUCCGAUUGACAAUACACGCCGGGAAAGUCUUCCCAGUUUCCGAGAGUCUGCUUUGAAUUCUGUGACCAUUUGUUGUCGAUUAUGUAUAGAUCUGGAGCUGUAAUGGCGUGGAACGUCUUCAAGUUCUGCACCGCCCUGCGCGGGCUGGGCUCGAUCAUGAUCCUGCUGGUCCUUGGCGUCGUCGGCGUAAGUUAUUAUGCCCUUGUCAUCACCAAUUACGGGCCAAUCCUCGCCGGUGGCGGCAGCGUUUCCGAUAUUCUCAUUGCUCUAAUCGUGAUCAUGCUGUUUCAUGGUUUGCUGGUUAUGCUAUUAUGGAGUUACUUUUCUGUUGUUUUUACGGAUCCUGGUAGUGUGCCUCCGAAUUGGAGGUCAGCAUCGGACGAAGAAAGCGGAGAGAUUGAUCCCUUGACUGCAACAGACUUAGGCAACUCUCAUGCUGAUGAUCCGCCACACCCAAGCGUCCGGUUCUGUAGGAAGUGCAACCAGACGAAGCCACCUAGAUGCCACCAUUGUUCUGUUUGUGGGAGGUGUGUGUUGAAAAUGGAUCACCAUUGCGUAUGGGUUGUGAAUUGUGUUGGUGCUUUGAACUACAAGUAUUUCCUUCUCUUCCUGUUCUACACAUUUCUUGAGACAACCCUUGUGACACUAUCAUUAUUACCGGGCUUCAUUACAUUCUUCACUGAUGAAGAGGAGAUACCUGGUACUCCUGGCACUCUUGCAACUACUUUCCUUGCCUUUGUGUUGAACCUUGCUUUUGCUUUGAGUGUAUUUGGAUUUCUGAUUUUGCAUAUCUCACUGGUCUCGGGGAAUACCACAACUAUUGAGGCAUAUGAAAAGAAGAAAACUCCAAAGUGGCGCUAUGAUCUUGGUCGGAAGAGAAAUUUUGAACAGGUGUUUGGGACCGACAAGCGGUACUGGUUCAUGCCAUGCUACUCACCAGAAGAUUUGAAACGGAUACCCGCCCUUCACGGGCUUGAAUAUCCGUCCCGGCCCGACUUUGAUGCCCAGGAAUUCUAGGCAACAAAAAAGCUACUGAAGGUAACCCCUCAGUGACUGACCUGUGUGAUGUAGGCCCAUCUUUUUUUGAGAGAGAGAGGUGCUGUGCUGCCUGUGCAUACCUGAGUUGUGAUAUGUAAGAUAUAAGCAAAAUACCAAUCUAAAACACACAUACACACACACAAAGUCACACACAAUAUCUAACAUUUCUUCAAUUUUGUGGAGAUUAAAGAGGAUGUAGAUUAAUCUUUCUGUAACACCCCAAACUUUGUUGUAACAAUGUUAUUAUUUUGUCUCAUUAAACUUUUUACUGAAUUGGAGCUACUAUUGAACUCAAACC